AUGCUUCUGUGCCUGUUUACAUGGAGGUCGGCGGGAAGAGGGAGAGCGGAGAGAGCGGACACUGCCCGCCCGGAAACUCCACACCCCACCCGGAGACUCUGCCCGAGCCACUGGACCAAUGGCGACAUGUUGGCCCACGCCAUCAUCGCCUCAGGUUUUUUUCUGAAGACAUCCGCCCCCAUCAUCACAUGUUUGGUGCCGAUAAGCAGGCGUUUCCAUGCCAACAGUCAGACCCAGGCACCGGUGCCCCCCCCCCCCUUCAUGAGGAAGGUGUGCUUUGGUCACAUUCCAGAGGAAUUCUUCCACUUCCUUUAUCCAAAAACUGGAGUUACAGGCCUGUAUAUGUUCGGCACUGGGCUGCUGACUUACCUCCUGUCAAAGGAGAUUUACGUAAUUAACCAGGAGACAUUUUCUUCCAUCUCCAUCUGCAUUCUUAUCCUCUACAUCUACGGUAUUAAGAAAUUUGGGAAGGAUGUGGGAAAAUUUGCGGACAAAGUACAAACUGCCCAAGAAGUGAAGAAGCUUUGCUCUAACCGCCUGGUAGACACUAUUGAGCAGGAGAACAAUGAGCAGUGGAGAAUAGACGGUCGCCAUCACCUCUUCGAUGCCAAGCAGAAUAACGAUGCGAUGAUGUUGGAAACCAACUCACGACGCCUGCACAUGGUGCACGAUGCAGUGAAGAAGCAGCUGGACUGCCAGGUGAGCCUGCAGCUACUAGAGCAUAGGCUUGCACAGGAACACAUGGUCAACUGGGUGGAGAAGAAUGUGAUCCACAGUAUCACUCCACAGCAGAAGAAGAAGUGCAUUGCCAAGUGCAUCGCUGAUCUCAAAGUGCUGUCAAAGAGUGCUCCGGCAAUCGCCUAAGCCCAUUCACAAUUAUUAUCCAUGUAGUAAACCUAUUACAUACCUGUAACCUUGAAAACAAUCUAAUGUCCCAAUGA
Leucoraja erinaceus (little skate) is the source of this 941-nucleotide messenger RNA. Its product is annotated as ATP synthase F(0) complex subunit B1, mitochondrial-like. Gene Ontology annotation, biological process: proton motive force-driven ATP synthesis. Gene Ontology annotation, molecular function: proton transmembrane transporter activity. NCBI's taxonomy places the organism in Eukaryota, Metazoa, Chordata, Chondrichthyes, Rajiformes, Rajidae. The record is from RefSeq and is a predicted model, not a curated record.